UGAUCUGGGAUCAGGGAAAAUGUUGAAGGUUGGGUUGGGCUGGACGGAUUCAACUGGUAACUUAAAAGUUUUUCGUGCGCUUUAAACUUAAACAACGCGAAUCUAUCGUAUAAAGUUCGCAAUGUUCUAAAAGCAGCGCUAAAAACAAACUAAAACGAAUCGCCUUUGUGGUGUUUUUGUUUUCAGACUGUAGCCAUGAUUACUCCAAAUUAGCUGUCGCGCUAAACGCAGCGAAAUGGACUUGGUUUUGCGUGUCAUUGCGAAGCUUGGUUCGGAUUUCAGGAUGGAACCGAAGUCGAAUCGGUGCAGAAUCGAUUAACGAUGCUCUCCAGAAAGAAGAGUAAAAACGAAGCGUCCAAACCAGCCGAAGUUCAGGGCAAAUAUGUGAAGAAAGAAACGUCCCCGCUGCUAAGAAAUUUGAUGCCCUCAUUUAUCCGGCAUCCAACAUUUCUUCGGCGUGAAGCACCAUUAGUGGAGCCGGUUCCGCCUGUGGUUCCGUCCGGUGCAGGCCCAUAUUCCUCCGCUUCUGUAGGGGAUGUCAGUGGCCCCAAAAGCUUCCUGCGCAAUGCACCGACCCGAACGGCCCUCGAGGUCUCACGUAGAGAGAGUAAUCGUCUUUCUGCCCCACCACAUUUUCAUCACGAUUACACACCUUCAUCGCCCUCAUACAUUAGCGAUACUGCUUCGGUAACAGAAAACGGAGACGGUGGUCCGUAUUACUACCCACCUGAGCCAUACUACAAUAACCAAGCCAGACGAUCGCACAGGCCGGACCAUUUUAAUGAAAACUACAGAUACUAUGAGCAUAAUGACCUUAAUUACCCACGAAACCCUCCACAGUCCCAGACGCCCCAGCCUCACAGUCGCCCACCUCCGGCAAUUGGGCGUGUGCCAGCUAAAUCUCUUGGCAAUCUGACGACUAUGAGCGGGGAUGAGGCGGUCCUUCCUCCUGGCUGGACUGUUGAUUGGACAAUUCGAGGCAGGAAGUAUUUCAUUGAUCACAACACAAACACUACUCACUGGAGCCAUCCACUGGAGAGGGAGGGGCUUCCACCAGGUUGGGAGAGAGUGGAGUCAGCCGAGUUUGGAGUGUACUACGUUGAUCAUAUCAACAAACGUGCCCAGUACAGACAUCCUUGCGCACCCAGUGUUCCACGUUAUGACCAGCCUCCUCCUCCGCCAGUCACUUAUCAGCCCCGCCCACCAGAACGAAACCAAGCUGUACUGGUACCAGCAAACCCAUAUCACACAGCUGAGAUCCCAGACUGGCUGCAGGUGUAUGCCAGAGCCCCAUUAAAGUAUGACCACAUCCUGAAGUGGGAGCUGUUCCAGUUGAUGGAUUUGGACACUUAUCAGGGGAUGCUAAAGCUGCUCUUUAUGAAGGAGCUGGAAUGUAUUGUCAAAUCCUACGAAGCAUAUCGGCAAGCGCUGCUCUCUGAACUCGACACGCGCAAACAGCGCCAGCAGUGGUAUGCUCAACAACAGCCAACCAAAAACUUUCCUCAGAACAUGUGACUCGAUGUGAGAGACGCACCUUUAGCGUUAUCUAUGCCUAUGCAGUUUAUUUUUUCAGCUUAAAACAUGAGCCCAAAGAUAUGCUACAUAAAGGCCUGAUGGGAACUGAAGACUCAUUUGUAGAUUUCAGCCUUUGUACAGCUGUGUGUGUUGUUUGCAUGCGAUUGUGUGUUUGCCUAUGCUGGCCUGCAAGUGGCGGGUGAUGUUGGGACUCUUUAUAGACAGUCUCGAUCAACAGUUAUAAAUGUUGUGCGUUUAAUACGAGUCCGGUUCGCCUCAUUGGUUUAGUUUUGGGAGUCUCACAAAAUAUCAAGUUUGAAGUCUUAAGGUUUAGCACUUUUAGGAUUUUUUGCACUGUGAAUUUUCAUGACACACAUUAUUCAUACUGUACACAAUGCAUACUGGUUAGCAGAAAAUAAUAGCCAUAAAAUAAAUACUAUGCUAAACUUAUUUAUCAUGAAAACAUAAUAAAAAAUCGUAAAGGUCCUAAAUAUAUCAAGGAUAUCUAAGGCUUCAUCAUCUAUAGAAAACUUUUUCUUUGGGUGAAAUAUGACCCAGAUGUUUGUGAGAUUUACCUUUUAAGGUUGGUGGAUUCCUUUAAGGUAUUGUCUUCUUUAUUUAAAGAUUAAUCUUCCAUGGAUUUAAGAUAAAGUCAUUUGUGGCAUUUUGGUUUGUUUAAGUGUAUUUUUCAGUUACAGUUUAUAAAAAUUAUGGAUAAAAGUUUGUAAAAUCUUUUAUGAGCAUCAACCCCAAAUAAACCAGGACCUUAUAUUGUA
Paramisgurnus dabryanus is the source of this 2291-nucleotide messenger RNA. It is a transcript of the gene sav1, whose product is annotated as salvador family WW domain containing protein 1. Gene Ontology annotation, molecular function: protein binding; molecular adaptor activity. The record is from RefSeq and is a predicted model, not a curated record. Lineage: Eukaryota; Metazoa; Chordata; Actinopteri; Cypriniformes; Cobitidae. Gene Ontology annotation, cellular component: cytosol. Gene Ontology annotation, biological process: apoptotic process; positive regulation of apoptotic process; hippo signaling.